UCGUCUCCUUAUUUUCGCUUUACAAACUAAUACCCCCAAUUCAUGUAAAGCUUUGAGCGAUGUUGGCCAUUUUUCACAAGGCGUUUGCACAUCCGCCGGAGGAGCUCAACAGUCCGGCGUCUCGGGAUGGUUCAAGGAAGCCCAAGCUGCCGGAGGAGACCCUCAGGGAAUUUUUAUCUGCUCAUCCUGCCAACACUUUCUCUAUGAGCUUUGGCACUGCUGCAGCACUCGCUUACGUUUCUCCGGACAGGUCCUACCUAACCCACCAAAGGCUGUUCGGUGGAUUUGACGACAUAUACUGUCUAUUCAUGGGGAGUUUGAACAACCUGUGCAUACUGAAUAGGCAAUAUGGGCUGUCGAAGGGGAGCAAUGAAGCCAUGCUCGUGAUUGAAGCGUAUAGGACCCUGAGGGACAGGGGCCCAUACCCAGCUGAUCAGGUGGUGAAGGAUCUUGAAGGAAGCUUUGCCUUUGUCGUCUAUGACAGCAAAGCUGGGACUGUAUUUACUGCUCUGGGCUCUGAUGGAGGAGUGAAGCUGUUCUGGGGGGUUGCAGCUGACGGAUCUGUUGUGAUCUCCGAUGACUUGGGGGUCAUAAAAGCAGGCUGUGCCAAAUCUUUUGCUCCUUUCCCAACAGGGUGCAUGUUCCACAGCGAUGGAGGGUUGAUGAGCUUCGAGCAUCCAAUGAACAAGAUGAAGGCAAUGCCCAGAAUAGACAGUGAAGGGGUGAUGUGUGGGGCCAACUUCAAGGUUGAUGUCUACUCCAGGAUCAACUCCAUGCCUCGUGUUGGAAGUGAAGUCAAUUGGUCUAAUUGGGAGGACUACCAUUAGACCCGCCUGCUCUUUCCUGCUCAUCGUCUGAUCUUCAUCAACAACAUCCAUCCCAACCAGCUUCCUAGCUUUCUUUCUUUUUAUGAUUUGAUAUCCUGAAUGUUCCUCCUUUCCUAGUUGGGAUUUCGUAGAAUAAAUGUCGCAAGUGUGAUGAUAUUUCACUACUCUUUGAACUAAUAAUGAAUCCAAAGUUGGGGGAAAAGGGAAGAGAUAUCAUUGUUAUCCCAAACACAAGGAAAAGGGAUCAGGGUUAUGCGCUUGAUACGAUUGAGCCUUGAAAAGACAAAUCCUGCUCUCUGUGAACAAACCAAACUUGGUUGUUUUAGCUUUGGGACAUGUCAAUGUCAUUUGAAUAUUCAUCCUAAACAUAUUAGGAUGGGCAAUAUUUUAGUAGUUUUCGGAAUUCCUUUCUCCUCGUUUCCUCCAUCUAGUUCAAUAAAAUGAAUGUGAAUACGAUUUGAA
Molecule: messenger RNA, 1289 nt
Organism: Vitis riparia (riverbank grape)
Lineage: Eukaryota; Viridiplantae; Streptophyta; Magnoliopsida; Vitales; Vitaceae
Product: stem-specific protein TSJT1-like
Exons: 4
Coding region: 60-827 (255 amino acids)
Source: RefSeq, a predicted model, not a curated record